CAAGGAGCGAAGAUGUUUUCCGGUUCGGGACAAUAUGCAGCGAUGUGAUUAAGCAAACAAUCGAUGUCAAAGUGAAAGACCCUAUUAAUUUAACCCCACUAAACAAUGUCAUCGCCCAUUGCGUUUCCACCGAGCCAUCCCAACGCCCAACGUGCCAGACUAUUCUUACUGUUUUUCGCAAACUGCCAAAACUACCGAAAAACGUCGUGUCACACAUGCUCUCGCUGUUGGAUCGACAAGCGCACGAUCUAGAGGAAAAGGUCAAAAUCAAGACUGCUGACUUAUUGGAUGAGAUGCGCAAAUCCGAUUCGCUUCUUGCCGAAAUUCUUCCGCAGUCGAUUAUUCAGCGUUUACGAAAUAAAGAACCAAUCACCGCGGAAUCAUUCAGCAGUGUGUCCAUUCUGUUCAGUGAUAUUCCGGCUUUUGCCAUACUUCUGCAACGCUGCACUCCCAUUGAGUUGAUAAGUAUCCUGAAUGAUACCCAUUCAGAAUUCGACGGCGUCGUCCACGAUUUCAACGCAUAUAAAGUGGAAACCAUAGGCGACUGUUAUAUGAUCUCCAGUGGUGUCCCAUUGCCAAAUGAUGACCACGCCGGAGAGCUUUGUCAGCUGAGUUUGGCAUUGUUGGAAGCCCCGCUGACUUUUCAAGCAGCUCAUGAUAUUGUUUUAACCGCACGAAUCGGGAUCAACUCAGGUCCUAUUGUUGCCGGAGUGAUCGGUACAAAGUCUCCUCGAUACUGUCUAUUUGGGGAUACGAUAAAUACGGCCAGCAGGAUGGAAUCAACCGGGACCGCUGGUAAAAUUCAUAUCAGCCCGGAAACAUACAAACUGGUUUCCCGAGACCAUGCACUAAAAUUUGUGGAUCGAGGCGAAAUACUUGUGAAGGGCAAAGGCGUGAUUAAUACUUAUUGGCUCGAAGCAGUCCCUGAAAACCAGAGAAACGUGCCCAUAAUUAAAUUAAUUUUGGCCUAUUACCGAUUUAUCGGCAAAGUCUCCUGA
Messenger RNA from Paramacrobiotus metropolitanus, 998 nucleotides. Its product is annotated as atrial natriuretic peptide receptor 1-like. Bases 216 to 998 code for a protein of 260 amino acids. The transcript has 8 exons. Lineage: Eukaryota; Metazoa; Tardigrada; Eutardigrada; Parachela; Macrobiotidae. Gene Ontology annotation, biological process: cGMP biosynthetic process; receptor guanylyl cyclase signaling pathway; intracellular signal transduction. The record is from RefSeq and is a predicted model, not a curated record. Gene Ontology annotation, molecular function: guanylate cyclase activity; peptide receptor activity.